Molecule: messenger RNA, 1001 nt
Organism: Saccoglossus kowalevskii
Lineage: Eukaryota; Metazoa; Hemichordata; Enteropneusta; Harrimaniidae
Product: ferry endosomal RAB5 effector complex subunit 4-like
Molecular function (GO): oxidoreductase activity
Source: RefSeq, a predicted model, not a curated record
GGACACACCAGGAAGUUGAGGGGGGAGGUACUAUUGCGUGUUUUCAUUCAUUCAUUUAAAUCCAAGAUGCGGACAUUAUACAUAAAAAAAUCUACAGAAACGGAAGAACCAAUAUGUUUUCUUGAACAAAAUGUUAAUUUACCAGCAAUGACAGAAAAUAGCAUUAUGAUACAGAUUAAGGCCUGUGGAUUAUCUAUGGUGAAUUUAGAGAUAUUUGCACAGUUGAAUAUAAAGAGGGAAAGACAUCCUGUCGGAAGAGAAAUAUCUGGAAGUGUUACACAAGUCGGUGCUGCAGUGACAAAUGUUAAAGUUGGAGAUGAUGUUGUUGGUGUGUUGCCAUUGGAUACGGAAUGUUCAGGUUGUGCUGAUCUCUGUAUUAUAAAUGAGUACGAUGUCACACAUGUAAUAGACUUAAUUGGAGGUAAGAAAAACGCACUACUUAACAGCUGUUUGGAAGAAACUGGAGGACUGGGAGUGGAUGUCAUUAUUGAUAAUGGAGUUUCUAUGCAUAUGUAUGAAGAUGAGAAUAUCACUGGAAGUCCUGCAAAAAGUAAGAAAGACAAACAUUUACCAAGUAAACAUGAGAUUAUAAUGAGUCUUGGUGUUGGUGGUAGAUGGAUCACAUCACAAAACAAUUUACAGCUCGACCCACCAGAUUCACAGUUGCUAUACUUUAAGGGAGCUAGUGUUAGCUUUCUCUUUGAUUCAUUCUGGACAUUAUCAUCAGGACAACAAGGAAGAUACCAACAUAUUUUGAAAGACAUUAUUAAUAAAGUUGCAAAUGGAACUCUAAGACCAAAUAUAUCUCAAAAGUUACCAUUGGAAAAAGUACCAGAUAUGUACAGAAGAUUGACAUAUAGAACGAUAGGGAAGUUUGUGAUGGAAAAUUGAAAGCUAAAUUAUAUGUAAAUAGUAACUAUAUGCUGUGUUAAUAUUUCUCUACUGUGUACUUUGUGUCUUUGUUAGUAAAUAAAGAAUGGGAAUAAAUAUUUGGGAGCCUA